GCCCAGAUCCAAUUUAGCGAUAGUUAAUCACACACAGACCUAUAUCACUUAUUUAUUACCCCACGCCAUUGUUUUGUGUUGGAACGUCGAAGCUGCAAGGAAAAUGGAAGUGACUAUGGACCCAUUGUUUCUUGCAUGGAGUUACUUUAGGAGAAGAAAAUUCCAGAAAUGUGCGGACAUCUGCACAAAUGUUCUUGCUGACAGUCCUUAUGAUCAGGCAGCAUGGAGUUUGAAGACCAGAGCUUUGACAGAGAUGGUGUACAUCGACGAGGUGGAGGUGGACGAUGAGGGCAUUGCGGAGAUGAUGUUGGACGAGAGCUCCAUCGCUCAAGUUGCUAGGCCUGGAACUUCACUGAGGAUGCCAGGGGUGAGCCAAGGGGGAGGCCCCAGUCCCGCCGUCAGGCCCAUGACCCAGUCCGGUCGGCCCAUCACUGGUUUCGUGAGGCCCAGUACCCAGUCGGGUCGUCCAGGCACUAUGGAGCAGGCCAUCAAGACCCCACGCACCGCCCAGACCGCUCGGCCCGUCACCAGCUCCAGCGGAAGAUUCGUCAGGCUGGGAACGGCAUCCAUGCUAACCAAUCAGGACGGACCAUUCAUUAACCUCUCUAGACUCAAUCUGGCAAAAUACGCUCAAAAACCUUGCAUGUCCAAGACCCUUUUUGAAUACAUAUUUCAUCAUGAGAAUGAUAUUAAAAACGCUUUGGAUUUCGCUGCCCUUGCCACAGAGCAUGCUCAGUUUAAAGACUGGUGGUGGAAAGUGCAGCUGGGGAAAUGCUACUACCGGCUGGGUUUACACCGUGAAGCAGAGAAACAGUUCAGAUCUGCCCUCAACCAACAAGAGAUGGUGGACUCAUACCUAUACCUAGCGAAGGUGUAUCAGAGGUUAGACCAGCCCAUAACCGCUCUGAACCUCUUCAAGCAAGGCCUGGACCACUUCCCUGGGGAGACCACUCUACUCACCGGCAUCGCACGCAUCCAUGAGGAGAUGAAUAACAUCACGUCUGCUACAGAGUACUAUAAGGACGUGUUGAAGCAGGACAAUACGCAUGUGGAGGCCAUCGCCUGUAUCGGCAGUAACCACUUCUACACGGACCAGCCAGAGGUGGCCCUUAGGUUUUACAGACGGCUGCUACAAAUGGGUGUCUACAACUGCCAGCUCUACAACAACCUGGGCCUGUGCUGCUUCUACGCUCAGCAGUAUGACAUGACCCUGUCGUCGUUCGAGAGAGCCCUGGCUCUGGCGUCCAGCGAUGAGGAACAGGCUGAUGUCUGGUACAACCUGGGACAUGUGGCAGUGGGAAUGGGUGAUACGGUACUAGCCUAUCAGUGCUUCAAGCUAACGUUGGCCUUCAACAAUGACCAUGCGGAGGCCUAUAAUAACCUGGCAGUGCUGGAGAUACGCAAGGGACACGUGGAGCAGUCCAAGGCGUUCCUGCAAACAGCUGCCUCUCUGUCCCCUCACCUGUAUGAGCCGCACUUCAACCUGGCCACUCUGACGGAGAAGAUUGGGGAUCUGCAGAGCAGCUAUGCGUCGGCCCUGAAGGCGGAGGAGUCCUUCCCCGAACACGUGGACACACAGCAGGUCCUCAAGAGCCUACGCCAACACUUUGCCGAAUUAUGAGCACAGCAUGGUAAUACUUCAAAAGAAAGAAGUUUACCGCACACUUAUUUGACUUUUUUGCUUGUUUAUUCAGAGAAACACG
Engraulis encrasicolus (European anchovy) is the source of this 1703-nucleotide messenger RNA. It is a transcript of the gene ttc8, whose product is annotated as tetratricopeptide repeat domain 8. Gene Ontology annotation, cellular component: non-motile cilium; ciliary basal body; BBSome. The coding region runs from base 104 to 1621 and encodes 505 amino acids. The transcript is spliced from 14 exons. Lineage: Eukaryota; Metazoa; Chordata; Actinopteri; Clupeiformes; Engraulidae. Gene Ontology annotation, molecular function: protein binding. The record is from RefSeq and is a predicted model, not a curated record. Gene Ontology annotation, biological process: non-motile cilium assembly.